Messenger RNA from Penicillium brevicompactum, 3366 nucleotides. RefSeq names its product GTPase-activating protein. NCBI's taxonomy places the organism in Eukaryota, Fungi, Ascomycota, Eurotiomycetes, Eurotiales, Aspergillaceae. The coding region runs from base 1 to 3366 and encodes 1121 amino acids. The transcript is spliced from 3 exons. The record is from RefSeq and is a predicted model, not a curated record.
AUGAUACCGUGGUCAUCUUUCGUCCAGAAGGCUCAGAGCCUGAUUGACCCGGCGAACUUCAACAUCCCCACUCUUUCUUCCUCCGACGACAAUCCCUCCAAGGCAUCACUGUUCCGCCAACAGUUCCGCCUCCCUGAUUCCCAGAACCCUCUCCAAGAGAUAACCGCGGACCUUGUCCUUCCGCUCCCCAACUCACCUGCAAACCAAGCGGAUGGCUCCCGCAAAGCCGACCGCGCGGGGAAUACAUAUACCGGGCGGCUUCACCUAAGUGAGCGAUUCAUCUGCUUUUCAACCCAACCGACCAGUUUCGUUCCAUCCGCGACAGCCAGCGCGUCAACCACAUGGACCGGCCAGACGCAUGGGACUGGGCCAUCGGGAAAUGGAUUCAUUCUCCCGUUAUCGAGCAUCAGGCGCGUGGAGCGUCUCCAUAGCGCUAGCCAUGUAUUCUCCCUGGCGCUUACGACGUGGAACGGCCUUUUAAACAAGCAACAAGAAGCCAAUCUGGCCCCUCAGCGCCUCAUUUUACAGCUUGUCGGUAGCAGACAAGCUUGCGAGCGAUUCUGCGACACCCUCAAGAAAGGCCUGCGGGAAGGAAUGAAGGAGGUGGAAAACCUUCGGACUGUGGUCGCUGAUUGUUAUUCGGAAUAUUUGCUCUCAGGCGCAAAGGGGAAGGGACUGGAAGGGAUUGAAGGUGACGGGCGUCAACCCCCUGAUGCGGGCCUCGGUCUCAUAUUCCGCUAUCCCGGUGAUGCACGAAAGCUUCGUGAUCGCAGCAAGAUGAGACUUUGGGGCGAAUAUUUCAGAGAAAAUGGUCGCAAUGCUACUCUAGUCCGUCAACCAACUUUCCACAAGCUGAUUAGGGUUGGUUUACCCAAUCGGCUGCGAGGAGAGAUCUGGGAACUCACAUCUGGCUCCUUGUUUCUCCGUCUAAGAGCUCCCCAGUUGUAUCAACAGACAUUGGCCAAAUUCGAGGGGCAAGAGUCUCUGGCUAUUGAUGAGAUUGAAAAGGAUUUGAACCGCAGUCUACCGGAGUACCCUGGGUUCCAGAGCGAGGAGGGCAUUGGGCGCCUUCGACGAGUCCUCACUGCGUACAGUUGGAUUGACCCUGAGAUCGGCUACUGUCAGGCUAUGAACAUCGUGGUUGCCGCAUUGUUAAUAUAUAUGUCGGAGGCCCAGGCCUUCUCUAUUCUUUCCGUUCUAUGUGACCGCCUUUUACCUGGCUACUAUUCGACGACAAUGUACGGCACCCUGCUUGAUCAGAAGGUGUUCGAGUCGUUGGUCGAAAGGACAAUGCCAGUUCUUUGGGAACAUCUCACCAAAUCGGACGUACAACUUUCAGUUGUUUCAUUGCCCUGGUUCCUUUCCCUCUACAUCAACUCCAUGCCACUCGUCUUUGCUUUCCGUGUUCUGGACGUUUUCUUCUUGGAAGGCCCUAAAGUGCUUUUCCAGGUUGGUCUUGCCAUUCUCCGAGUCAACGGCGAAGAACUUCUGGAGACCUCAGACGACGGGUCUUUCAUCUCUGUUUUGAAGUCAUACUUCUCACGAUUAGACGAAUCUGCCCACCCAAGAUCAGAAAACCCCAAGCUGCGAGCUAUCACCAGGUUCCAAGAAUUGAUGGUUGUAGCUUUCAAGGAAUUCUCGGGCAUCACACACAGCACUAUCACCGAAACACGUGAAAAGCACAAGGGUGCCGUGCUGGAGAAUAUCGAAACUUUCGCAAAGCGCACUUCGAUCCGCAACCUUGGACCCGAAAGUAAGCGCCUGAGCGUGGAUGAUCUGGGCACCAUCUACGACCGGUUCUAUGAGACUUUAUACCAAUGGCAGCAGCACCAGAGAGUUCUCGAGGAAGAGAAGAGACGCCAAGAGAGGAAAAAGUCUGAGCGUCUUUCUAUUCUCGCGCCUCCUGCGGAUAGACAGGUUGGCCGCGUCGGUCUUGGACCAAGUCCCACGCACAUGGACUACGAUGCGUUCAGGGAAUUCCUAGCUGCCACAUCCAAAUGGGCAGUUGCUGAUUCUCCUGGGCCCUCCAGGAAAGGAUCGGCAGGUCAAUCCGCACUGUGGGCAAACCGCCGACAGCCAGCUGAUCAUGAAUUUAUGCAACGUCUUUACCGCAAGUGGGCUACCGAUCCCGAGGAAGGACUCAAUCUCCAAAGUGUGGUGAAUGGCUUGGCUCGACUCAAGGGCUCACCUGACAUCAUGAACAACAUCAAUUACUUCUUCGACCUAUACGAUGACAACGGGAAUGGCCAAGUUGACCGCGAAGGGAUUCUCAAAAUUUCCGAGGCACUCUUGUUCCUCUCCAGGCGAGGAUUUGAGGGCACAAUCACGGCCACCCCAUCUGUGGAGAACUUGAAUGCCCCUGCAGAUCGCGAUCAUGGCGAGAACUCACUCACGACAGAUGAGAAGUUCUUGGGCAGUGUCAGUGCAUUCAUUCGCCGCUGCUUCGAAUAUGCCGACCCUAGCCACCCUGAGAACCUGAAGUCUGCGAAGCCCGAUGCCACCGAGGAGGCAACCGCGCAGCUAGACGCAUUCGCCAUUGGCGAUGAUGAGGAAGAAGAUCUCAUUGAUGUCGAAGGAGACUCGAAGCCCACAGAAUCGACAUCAAACCAAGCACCCCAGUCCAAAUCAAACACCCACGACGACAACCCCUCCACAUCCGAGUCUGCAAACCCAGCCUUGGACCCCAACAACCCUCUCCACAUCACACUCCCUACUUUCCGCAUGGUCGUCCUAGCCGACGAACUCCUCGAACAAUUCUUCGAAUCAUACUUCCCCCAAUCCUUCCACCUCUCCGACCACCCCCACCCAGCAGCUCUAGCCGCCUCAUCAACAAUGUCCUCAAACCUCACCACCUUCUCCAACAUUGGCAGCAUCCGCUCCAGCUCAACAGCCUCAGCCCCCGUAGCCGGCGCCUCAGGCGGUAUCGUGCCACCAGGAAAAGGACUCCGCGGCGUCCUCGACAACAUCGUCACCGACGGAAUCCGCAUGGCCGCCGAAGUCAAGAAGCGAAUGGACGAGGCACAGCGCGAUCUCGAGCGCAACGCCCUCGGCAACCAUCGCGACGAGGACGAGGACGAAGAUGACGAAGACGAUUACCCACGCCGUGAAUCAAACGUCAUGGCAGGCGGUAUCUCCAGCUGGGGCGCUGGCGCUUACAGUGCUGAUACGGAGCGUCGGAGCGUCGUCCGAGACGCUGAUCGUGAUCUCCUCGAAGGCGCCGAGGUCCUCGAUGGCGGCAAGGAAGAGAGAACCUCACUCCUGGAUGGAAAGGAUGUUACCGAGAAUCCCUCUCGUAAGGCUUCGGCCUCAAAGCCUACGGACCGUGAAGGUGAUGUUAUCAGCAAGGUUGUGGAAUUCGAAUCAUGA